This is a messenger RNA of Cooperia oncophora, 240 nucleotides long. The record is from the annotation of a GenBank genome assembly. Lineage: Eukaryota; Metazoa; Nematoda; Chromadorea; Rhabditida; Trichostrongylidae.
AUGCCAACAUCGUCCGUCAAUUCUUCACUGUCGAAAUGUCCGGAGAAGCGUCAGGAGUUAACAGCGGAUCAAGUAUUCCUUCUUUAUCGAAAAGGUGUGACUGAACAACGAAAAGGCAAUUUCUCUCUGGCUUUACAUUGCCUCCAACCGCUAAUCCCGUUUUUCUGCAACACACCAUUGAUAUGGGUUCGAAUUAUCGAGAUUGGCAUUCGACUUUUGUACUAUAGAUUGCUUACAUAA